GGCAGACCUUUCAUCGACUGGAUGAGGCGGGGGAGGGAGGGGCGGACUCACGUGGUGGUCACUGACCUAACGACUCUGCCGUACUACAAGUAAGUGGGGGGGGGGUUGGGGGGGGCGGCGGCGGGGCCUCUCUGUCAACCAGGUCGUUUGCCUUGGUGGCGCCCCUGACAGCCAUGAGCCAAUGGUGUCGCUGGUGUAACAUUACAGGCAGCCACCGGAUGGUGGUGACUUGAGGGUGUUUCAUGAGGAAACCAAACCUUGAAACACGUUACGGCACAACGAGAACAACAACAACAAAAAACAAAACAAAAAAUAAUUUCAAUAAAGGCUGUUAAUAAACAGGGAUCCCUUACAAGAGACCCCGGCACCAACACAAUGUAGCCUCCACUGAAUAACUACACCCCCCCCCCCCACGAUGAACAGUUACAGUAUAAAGAUAUAAUAUACAUCGCCCUAUUUAUUGAUUUAUUUAAUACUGGGGCCUAAUAUGGGGCAUUCGAUAUACUGUUAACCCUAACCAAGAAUAUUAAAAUUAUUUUAUACUUUUAUAUUUAAGUGAAAUUUCAGCCAUGUUGCUGUUACUAACUACUAGGUCCUCUAGCUUUAUCCAAAGCGUGUUGGGGAGGGGGGGCGAGUGGGGAAACAACCAAAACCGGAAUUCACCUAACAACACGACGGGAAGAUAUGCGUUUGUCCAGCUUUUUGAAUUCCCGGACUAAACAUGGAGAACCGGUGUAUGACUUGGCCAAACAUUGUGUACAAGUCAACAGAGAACCGGUGAAUGACUUGGCCAAACAUUGUGUACAAGUCAACAGAGAACCGGUGUAUGACUUGGCCAAACAUUGUGUACAAGUCAACAGAGAACCGGUGUAUGACUUGGCCAAACAUUGUGUACAAGUCAACAGAGAACCGGUGAAUGACUUGGCCAAACAUUGUGUACAAGUCAACAGAGAACCGGUGAAUGACUUGGCCAAACAUUGUGUACAAGUCAACAGAGAACCGGUGAAUGACUUGGCCAAACAUUGUGUACAAGUCAACAGAGAACCGGUGAAUGACUUGGCCAAACAUUGUGUACAAGUCAACAGAGAACCGGUGAAUGACUUGGCCAAACAUUGUGUACAAGUCAACAGAGAACCGGGGAAUGAUUUGGCCAAACAUUGUGUACAAGUCAACAGAGAACCGGUGAUUGACUUGGCCACACAUUGUGUACAAGUCAAAAGAGUACCGGUGAAUGACUUGGCCAAACGUUGUGUGCAAGUCAACAGAGAACCGGUGAUUGACUUGGCCAAACGUUGUGUACAAGUCAACAGAAAACCGGUGAAUGACUUGGCCAAACAUUGUGUACAAGUCAACAUAGCACCACGUUCUUGCAUAAAGUCAGCAGCUUGAGUCAGGCAUACUUUGAUGUGCAAUUAGGCGUUGAUACAACAUUGGUGGGUCAGUAGAGCGCUGAAUUUCAUUAUCCAGAUGUCUGUCUCACUUAAACUGUUCGCUUUCAUUAAGACUAUGUCUUACAUUCCCCCCUCCCCCCCCCACACACACACACCCACCUCAAAUCGUUAAUUUUACAACGGCCAUAAAAAUGUAAUCCUAGUGUGUUGAGUUUGGAGUCCUGGUGUGUUGAGAUUGAAGUCCUGGUGUGUUGAGAUUGGAGUCCUAGUGUGUUCAGACUGGAGUCCUGGUGUGUUGAGAUUGGACUCAUGGUGUGUUGAGAUUGGAGUCCUGGUGUGUUCAGACUGGAGGCCUGAUGUGUUGACAUUGGAGUCCUGGUGUGUUGAGAUUGGAGUCCUGGUGUGUUGAGAUUGAAGUGCUGGUGUGUUGAGAUUGGAGUCCUGGUGUGUUGACAUUGGAGUCCUGGUGUGUUGAGAUUGGUGUCAUGGUGUGUUGACAUUGGAAUCCUGGUGUGUUGACAUUGGAGUCAUGGUGUGUUGAGAGUGAAGUCCGAUUUAAUGAGUUUGGAUUCAUAGAUUAAUUUACAACACUCACACCCUCACACCCUCACACAGACGUACUAACCAAAACGUUGUCGGAACAGCAAUGCAAGUUUUACAAACGACAUACAAACGACAUACAAACGACAUACAAACGACAUACAAACUACAUACAUACGACAUACACACGACAUACACACGACAUACACACGACAUACAAACGACAUAAAAACGACAUACAAACGACAUAAAAACGACAUACAAACGACAUACACACGACAUACACACGACAUACACACAACAUACAAACGACAUACACACGACAUACAGACGACAUAAAAACGACAUACACACGACAUACAUACGACAUACAUUCGAGUGAAUUAUUUUUUUUAACAAUUCUCCUUUUGGCUUUUUUUUAUAUUUAUGCACAUAUCAAUUAUUAAUGUAUUAAUAACUUAAUGAUGACGUCAUCCCCGUGGCCAGGUACAGAGACCGGAUGUCGGAGAUUAUGAACAGUGCUGAGUACAAACAAGACAACGAACUGGUGGACAAACAUUUGUGCGAGUCUUACGUCCCUGAGUACGACAUACUCCAGCUGUCUAAACUAUACUUUAUGAAUAGGUGAGUGGGACAUACCUCAUUUGUCUAAACUAUACUUUGUGAAUAGGUGAGUGUGACAUAAUUCAGCUGUCUAAACUAUACUUUAUGAACAGGUGAGUAGGGCAUACUUCAGCUGUCUAAACUAUACUUUAUGAAUAAGUGAUUAGGGCAUACUUCAGCUGUCUAAACUAUACUUUAUGAAUAGGUGAGUAGGACAUACUUCAGCUGUCUAAACUAUACUUUAUUAACUUGCUGAUUGUGACAUGCUUCAGCUGUCUAAACUAUUGUUUAUCAAUGAAAUAACUCAUUUAAAAAUGUAAAAUGAUUGUUUGAAUCAUCAUGAUUUCAACACACUAAUCCUAUGAUCAUUUUUUCUUCUCAGGGUCAUAGCUGAAAAUCCGUUUCACACAUCCUACUUUAUCUGGUUGGACGGUGGAUAUGGACACGGCCUUGACAUCUAUCCACCGGAUGGGGUCUGGAUACCCAAGGGACUCUUUGAGCAUUCCAACCAGGUGACCUUCUUAGAGAGGGAUCCGGGGGUCGAGCUGUUCAGGUCUGACCUUCACAGGCUCCACAAGAUGAGCAUCAACAUUGUGCCCGGGGGGUUCUUCGCGGGAGGCAUCGACGCCCUCGGGGCGCUGUACGAGAUGCAGAAACAACAACUGGAUGAGUGGAUGAAAAGUGGCGUCGUGGAUGAUGAUCAGACGAUGUACAUGCAGUUGUAUUACAAGAAGCCAUCUCUGUUUCAUUUGGUCCCCGCCGACUGGCAUGAUGCUUUUAAACUUUUCAAUGCACAUGAACCUGAUAGAUAGCGAACUAGACAAAGCGACUCACGCAGCAUAUGGUCAACCAUGAACACAACAUCCUAUUUGAUGUGGAUAAGUGAAUCGUAAAGAUGGUGGGCUUUGCGAUGGCAGCGAAUCGUGUUGAUAAUAAACGCUGUGCAGAAAGUGAACCAGACAUAUUAGUGAACUGUUUACAAAAAACUUAAAACCAGUAAAAUGGUGAACUAUGCACAGAAAGUAAACUAGACAAAUGGGGAUCUUGUUACAGAAAGUCACAAUGCCAAUAUAGCUUAUUGAAUGGACUGGACAGUCCAGUAAGGCGACUAUUCUUGGCGAGGAUCAAAGUUUGGGAUUUGCAGCAACAAAAAAGUCCCAUAACAGGUUGAGCGCUGACCACAGCAAAACGAGCCCUAUGAGGGCUCGCUGAUACUGGACCACCAGUUACUGAAAACACGUCACUACUCAAAAGUGGCUGCAAUCUGAUGUCCCGAUAAGCUGAGCAGCGCAAAUAAAUCUUAAAAGAUUAAGAAGAAAAAAAAUCUCUAGACGAUUAUAGUCCACAAUAUUGUGGUACAGACUCGUCCCGUCCUUUGGCAGCACUUGCUGAUGGCAGCAUUUAUUGAUGACAUACAUUUAUUGAUGGCAGCAUUUAUUGAUGACAUCAUUUGCUGAUUGCAGCAUUUGCAGAUGGCAGCAUUUGUUGAUGGUAUCAUUUGCUGAUGGCAUAUCUACGUCAGAAACAAGUCUUCUUCUUCUUUAUUACGAGGGCCCACGAAGGUGUUAAAAACAUGUCUACGUCAGAAACAUGUCUAUGUCAGAAAUGUAUCUACAUCAGAAACAUGGUCUUAACUUCAUAUUAGAUUAAAAAUCUGCAUGAUACAAUCGGCAGUCCAAUGCAUGAGUUAAGGUGACAACUUCAACGUAGGACAGACCAGAGACGACUCACUUUGAAAUGCAUGGUCAAUCAUGUCACGAAAACUUCUAAAUGGACCCGAUGACAACCGUCAAUGGAUUGUGCUCAAAAGCACCAAUAUUCGAAACAUAUCGGCACCCUUUGCCUUUAAUUUACAUGUGAACGAUAAGUACUCAGUACUUCAUGUAAAGUUACAGGAUAGGUACGCAGAAAACCCUACAUUUACAUGUACUUUAAAAGUAUUUAGAGAACCUCCAUUUAUAUGUAAUUAAAAGUACUCAGAGAACCGUCC
This is a messenger RNA of Lymnaea stagnalis (great pond snail), 4524 nucleotides long. The record is from the annotation of a GenBank genome assembly. NCBI's taxonomy places the organism in Eukaryota, Metazoa, Mollusca, Gastropoda, Lymnaeidae.